GCAAUAGAAUAGCUAUCUAUAUAUACAGACACACCUCCUCCUACUCCCAAUCAUAUCCUCGAUCUUCAUUAUACUUUCCGGGGGCUGACUUUCUCAAAGUUCUCAUUUUUUUCAAAGCUUGAGAUUUUCCUGGCGAUCCAGUUCUUCCCUUCCCUUGAAACGUCCACAAAUUUUCAUUGUCAAAGAAUUGGUGAGGGGUUUGAUGGCUGUGAAAAAGAAAGGGUGUCUUGAAGGGAAUCUACCAGAGGGACUGCAGAAGUUGUUGGUUUCUUUAGCUGCAAAAUGGGGAGAUGGGCUAGAAGAUGAUGAACAUCUAGGUACCACCAUAAAGGUCAAACAUUUGACUGGUGCAAUGACUAAUCAGGUUUAUCAGAUUAGUUGGCCUGCAAAGAUGAGGGAUAGUUUGACCAGGAAAGUUCUUGUUCGGGUUUAUGGUGAAGGGGUUGACCUUUUCUUUGACAGGGAUGAUGAAAUCCGGACUUUUGAGUGCCUGUCGAACAAGGGCUAUGGACCUAAGCUUCUGGGACAGUUCCCCAAAGGCAGAAUUGAAGAGUUCAUUCAAGCCAGGACUCUAUCCGCGGAAGAUCUCCGGGACCCAAAAGUGUCUUCUCUAAUUGCAGCAAAAUUGAGGGAGUUUCAUACUCUUGAUAUGCCAGGUUCAAAGAAAGUUGUUCUUUGGGACAGACUUAGGAAUUGGCUAGACAAGGCAAAGAGUUUGUGUUCCAUGGAAGAUGCAAAAGACUUCCGAUUGGACAAUUUAGAAGACGAAAUCAAUUUUCUGGAAAAAGAGAUAACGGGCGAAUUGGAAGAGGUCGGUUUCUGUCACAAUGACUUACAAUACGGGAACAUUAUGAUCAAGGACAAUGCUAGUUGCAUUACAUUAAUCGAUUAUGAGUAUGCCAGUUAUAACCCGAUUGCUUAUGACUUCGCCAACCACUUCUGUGAAAUGGCAGCAAAUUAUCACAGAGACACUCCUCAUGUCUUGGACUACACUAUGUACCCUUGCCGAGAAGAACGCCAUAGAUUCAUACGGUCCUAUCUGAGUUCUGCAGGAAACCAACCUAUUGAAGAGGAAGUAGAGAAACUUGCAGAUAUUGCAGAGAAAUACACACUGGCAAACCACUUAUUCUGGGGAUUAUGGGGACUCAUCUCGGCCUAUGUAAACAAUAUUGGCUUUGAUUAUAUGGAAUAUGCAAGGCAAAGAUUUGAGCAGUUCUGGAUGAGAAAGCCGCAAUUGAUCAAAUGAAUGAUUAGUGAGCAGAGGAGAAGAGAAGAUUUAUAUUAACAAUGACAUUUCAUCCCCUUUUUCAUUCAUACAGAAGAUAUAUGUAGCAUGCAUGAUGUAUAGCAGUCAUACAAGUAAAUAAGCAAUUGAUGAAUGUAUGGAAAUUGUUGGUGACUUUUGGAUUUUACAAUGAAUGGAAUGUUGAAUGCUGAUUUGGCUAUCAAUUAAUAUUGGUUGGUUUCCAUUGCUGACUUAAUGUAUCUUAUGAUGUGAGUUGGUA
Molecule: messenger RNA, 1505 nt
Organism: Cuscuta epithymum
Lineage: Eukaryota; Viridiplantae; Streptophyta; Magnoliopsida; Solanales; Convolvulaceae
Source: the annotation of a GenBank genome assembly